GUCCCUACAUACUCUCUUGUUUGAACGAUGGGGACCAUCUAAUUAUAUUGAUUUUGUUGUCAUCUAUUAUAUCACACGUUCAUUUGUAUCAUUUAAAAAAGAUAUAGAAGAAAUAUUGAAUUCUCAAUAACGUUAUUUCUCAUGAAUAAAUCAAUGUCUCAAUGCUGUUCUUUCCCAAUGGUCAUAGACUGACGUGUGACAUAACAUCCAAUAUUAUAGAUCUACUUUAAUAUAGAAAAAUGGCUACUUGGGCUGAGGACGAAAUUGGGCGAAAAUGGGAUCGUUGUUUCACUGAUGCUAUAUUUAAAUUUGGAGGAGGAAUUCUACUUGGAGGAGUAGUUUCUCUAUUUUUUUUCAAACGAAGAAAGUGGCCUAUUAUAACUGGUGGAGGCUUUGGAUUAGGUAUGGCAUAUGCUAAUUGUCAAGAAGAUUUAAAUUCUACAAUAAGACAACAAAAAUCAAGAGAAUGUAAAUCAGAUAAAAAAAAACUGCCCGAAGAAAAGAAAAGUUCUUAGCAAACUUUCUGUAAAAAAAAUUGUUAUGCUGUUACCAAACAACAUACAAUAUACCAAUAAACUAGUUGAACUUGUAUUAUAGUGUCAUACAAAAUAAACUCUUUCAUAAUUAUUAAUAUAAUUU
Molecule: messenger RNA, 639 nt
Organism: Frieseomelitta varia
Lineage: Eukaryota; Metazoa; Arthropoda; Insecta; Hymenoptera; Apidae
Product: MICOS complex subunit Mic10-like
Exons: 3
Coding region: 240-515 (91 amino acids)
Cellular component (GO): MICOS complex; mitochondrial inner membrane; mitochondrion
Source: RefSeq, a predicted model, not a curated record